This is a messenger RNA of Leucoraja erinaceus (little skate), 1003 nucleotides long. Its product is annotated as profilin-2-like. Gene Ontology annotation, biological process: positive regulation of actin filament bundle assembly; regulation of actin filament polymerization; actin cytoskeleton organization. Lineage: Eukaryota; Metazoa; Chordata; Chondrichthyes; Rajiformes; Rajidae. Gene Ontology annotation, molecular function: actin binding. The coding region runs from base 1 to 423 and encodes 140 amino acids. The transcript has a single exon. Gene Ontology annotation, cellular component: cytoplasm. The record is from RefSeq and is a predicted model, not a curated record.
AUGCUGGGCUGGGAAGACUACGUGAGGAGUUUACUUGCCGAUGGGCUGUGCCAGGACGCUGCCGUCUUGGCCUGUUCCUGCCCCAGGCUGCUGGCCGCCAAAGAGGACGGCCUGUUCAAGCAAAUGAGCUCAAAGGAAAUCGGGAACAUUAUGAGCAGCGAGCGGAAGGCCUUCCAGGUCAAGGGGCUCACCAUCGGGGGCAAGAAGUGUUUCGUCAUCCGCGACAACUUCCAGCUGGACGGCGAUUACACCAUGGACGUCAGGAUGAAAAGGAGGGACGGUAACAACCCCUGCAACAGCAUCGCCAUCGCUCGGUCAACAAAAGUGGUCAUAAUGAUCAUGGGCAAGAGAGGUGUCCAUGGAGGAACACUCAAUAAAAAAGCCUUCCAGAUGGCGACCUACAUACGAAGCUCUGGCUGUUAGAAGAGGCAUCGGUUACUGUCGUUACAACCGGAUAAUUCUAUGAACGCAACUGGAUUUCCAGGCGUUUUCUCAAAAUGCUUUGACAUCUCCCUAUAAGGAGCUCCAACUAUUCAUUGUGUGACCAGACAUAUUGCUGCCUGUGCUUAUAGUGGCACUCAUAUUCUUGAUAUAUACUUAUGGAAAUUAUUUAAAAAUCUAUGAAUGUUGUGCUCUUAUUGGAGAAGUGAGUUUUUGCUGUGUGAAUGGAACAGGUAUGUCAAUCACAUUUCUCCAAUAAAGAUCAAAAUCUUAGAUGUCUCACUGUUUUUAAGAUGUUUGAUACUCAAAAGAUAAGUGCACAAUUGUAUAAGCAACAUCUAGGAUUCAGAGUAAAUGCACAAGGGGCCAAUGGCAACAUUUGGCACAAAGUACCCCGUUCCCUCCCAAGGGCAAACUAAGGUAAUACAGCUGCCUCGGCUCUAGAGAUCUGGGUUCAAUCCUGACCUGUCUGGAUGGUUUGCAUGUGAAUGCACGGAAACUGUAGUGUUUAGCUCUUCAGUUAUAAAUUACCUAGGGUUUGGAGGGUCGUUUUUAAGCUGCA